Molecule: messenger RNA, 776 nt
Organism: Drosophila hydei
Lineage: Eukaryota; Metazoa; Arthropoda; Insecta; Diptera; Drosophilidae
Exons: 2
Coding region: 339-776 (145 amino acids)
Source: RefSeq, a predicted model, not a curated record
AAUUGGCUAAGCUCGUUGUGCGAAUGUAAACGCUGACGUCUACGUUGACGCCGACGGCGAAGUCGCUGCCUGCUCGUCUCUGAGCGAGUUUGCCAAGCGAGCGUGGUCAGUUAAUUGGAGCCACUGAAAUGGCUUAGAACUCGUGCAGAGUCUGGCCGUGCGAAAUUUACAGGCGACGUCGACGUCAACGUCGACGGCUACGGCAUCGGCGGCAGCAAUGCAGGGCAAGCAGCACAAUUACAGCGAGAAGAAUUUGUAUAAAUACCAAAAGGUUCUUCGUAUUUCUUCAUUAGAGUUUCGGUUUUACUGUAGUGAACAACUCAAUUCAAGCAGUCAACAUGAAACAAAUCCUGAUUGCUUUUGCUGUGAUAUCAGCUGUGGCCGCUAGCAGUCUCACCUCGAUUAGCAACGAUUACUUGCCACCUGUGCAGGAGGCGGAGCCAGCCAUCUCUGUGCCUAGCAACGAGUAUCUAGCUCCAGUUGGCCAGAUUGACCAGGGUUCCCUUGCUGAUGAUGGAUACCGUUACAAGACCAACCGUCGUGUUGUUGUCCGUCGCAACCGUCGUGAUGUGAGCGAGCUCUCCAACGAAUACCUGCCCCCAGUUCAGGCAGUUAGCCAAGCUCCAGUCCAGUAUGCUCCCGCCCCGGUAUCCAAUGAGUACCUGCCACCUGUCCAGUCUGGACCAGCAUAUGAAGCUGCUCCCGCUCAUGAGCUGGCCGAUGAUGGUUACCGUUACAAGACCAACCGUCGUGUUGUCUACCGUCGUCGUCAUUAA